AUGCACCCUCCGUCUCGACAGGAUUAUGUGGCUGUGACACUCGGCCAGAGGAGCAGCUCGUACAACAAUGGGAAACAGUGGAGGAGGCAGUCCUGCUGGAGGAAAUGGAAGCAGCUGUCCAGGCUUCAGCGCAGCCUGAUCCUCUUCACCCUGGUUCUGUUGCUGAUCGGUGGGUUCGCCUCAUACCCCAGCCUCACGGAGCACAUGAUUGGUGCUGAGGAGCAGACAGAUGUAGUUCACCCACUUGUUCCUCACGUUCUGCCCGAGCCGGUGAAACUGGGCCAACUCCCCCCACUGCCCCGGCCAGAGAAGCCCCCCAAGAAAAAACUAUCCAACAAAAGAGGACCACCUUUACUCCACAAUGUCCUGCAAAGGAACGCAAAUGCCUCAAACACAGUGGAAGAGCACGGGGUCCGUAAGAAGGAGGCCAGCGACAAAAUCAUCAGUUGGCGUGGAGCUGUGAUUGACACUGAGCAGGGAACAGAAGGCCCCAAAGACGACAGCAUGGCCAACCAGGCAGAGAAGCCCGUCAAAGAGUCGGAUCAUUCCUUUCACAAUAUGACAGAAGCGGAUUGGUUGGAGGCGGUGAGGGACUCCUUCAGACACGCUUGGCAGGGGUACAAGGACUUCGCCUGGGGCCACGACGAGCUGCGGCCCAUCUCCAAAUCCUACAGCGAGUGGUUUGGCCUGGGGCUCACCCUCAUCGACGCCCUGGACACCAUGUGGAUCAUGGGCCUCAAAACGGAAUUUGAAGAAGCGAAAGCCUGGGUGGCCACAGAGCUCUCCUUUAACAAGAACGUGGACGUGAACUUGUUUGAAAGCACCAUCCGGAUCCUGGGAGGCCUGCUCAGCACGUACCACCUGACCGGAGACGCGCUGUUCCUGGAGAAAGCCAAAGACAUGGGCUCUCGCCUGAUGCCCGCCUUCAAAACCCCGUCCAAGAUUCCGUACUCAGACGUGAACAUCGGGAAGGGCACGGCUCACCCUCCGCGAUGGACGUCCGACAGCACCGUGGCGGAGGUCACCAGUAUCCAGCUGGAGUUCAGGGAGCUGAGCCGCCUGAGCCAGGACCCGCAGUAUGAGGCGGCCGUGGCGGAGGUGAUGAACAGGGUGCACUCUCUGGACGGGAAGCUGGACGGUCUGGUCCCCAUGUUCAUCAACACCAACAGUGGCCAGUUCACUCACCAGGGCAUCUUCACGCUCGGGGCCCGCGCCGACAGCUACUACGAAUACCUCCUGAAGCAGUGGCUCCAGGGCGGCAAGAAGGAGACUCAGUUUGUGGAGGACUAUCUUUCGGCUGUGGAGGGCAUUAAAAAACACCUGGUGCAGAAGACCUCCCCAAACGGACUCACGUUUGUGGGGGAGCUGUCACACGGCCAGUUCAGCCCCAAAAUGGACCACCUGGUCUGCUUCCUGCCCGGGACGCUGGCUCUGGGGGCGCACCACGGCCUCCCCGAGGACCACAUGGAGCUGGCCAAACAGCUGAUGGAGACCUGUUACCAAAUGUAUCACCAAAUGGAGACCGGUCUGAGUCCAGAGAUCGUCCACUUCAACAUGCACCAGGGCAGUGUGCGCGACAUCGAGGUCAAGCUAGCAGACAGACACAACCUGUUGCGUCCGGAGACCGUGGAGAGUCUCUUCUACCUGUACAGGUUCACCAAGGAGCACAAGUAUCGCCAGUGGGGCUGGGAAAUACUGCACAACUUCAACAAGUACACAAAGGUCUCCUCCGGCGGCUACACUUCGGUCAACAACGUGCGAGACCCCGACUACCCGAGCCCGCGGGACAAGAUGGAGAGCUUCUUUCUGGGAGAGACGCUGAAAUACUUCUAUCUGCUUUUCUCUGACGACUUCAGCCUCAUCGACCUGGACCAGUACGUCUUCAACACCGAGGCCCACCCUCUGCCCAUAUGGCCUUCCACUGCGGCCGCGACCGCGACUGCGACAUGA
Messenger RNA from Knipowitschia caucasica, 1950 nucleotides. Lineage: Eukaryota; Metazoa; Chordata; Actinopteri; Gobiiformes; Gobiidae. The record is from the annotation of a GenBank genome assembly.